AGCGGCCCCCGCGGGGCCCUGGCCCUUCCCCGCGGGCGGGCGCUGCCAGCGCUUAUGUAAAGAGGUCGGGCCCGGCCUGCUCCGCCGCGGGGCGCACGCGGCCUCCGGCUCAGGUGUGGCGGCUGCGGGUGGGGAGGUGCGCGGAGCAGCCGGGCCGGCCUCCUCCCCGCCGGCGGCUCCGCUUCCCCUUCGCGCUGCUCGUCCCUUCUCCUCGCCUGCCUGUGUGACGGCGGCGUGCGGGCUGGGGAAGGACCGCGCGCCCUCUCCCCGGCUCCCCGCCGUCCCGGCUGAUGCGCGGUCUGCGCCCGGCCACCGCGCUCCUCGGGCCCGGCUGUGGCCAGGCGCGGACGCCGCCGGACCGCGCAGUCUGGAGGGACCGUGAAGCGCUGGCCGGCGUCGGGGCCCUUGCCCGGGGUCGGGCGGGAGCCGGCGGACGCGAGCCAGAUGGAGGCGGCGAGAGGGGGCGCCGAGUAGCGGGCGGCUCCCCGGGCUCGCACCUCCCGCGGCGCCCCGGCGCUCCGCGGGCACCGGGGCGCGGCGGGCGGGGCCGCCGGGGCUGCCAUGGAGGUGCCUAACGUCAAGGACUUCCAGUGGAAGCGCCUGGCGCCGCUGCCCAGCCGCCGGGUCUACUGCUCCCUGCUGGAGAGCGGGGGGCAGGUCUAUGCCAUCGGGGGAUGUGACGACAGCGGCAUCCCCAUGGACUGCUUUGAGGUCUACUCCCCCGAGGCCGACCAGUGGACCGCCCUGCCCCCCCUGCCCACAGCCCGGGCCGGGGUGGCCGCCAUCGCCCUGGGGAAGCGGAUCAUGGUGAUCGGGGGUGUGGGCGCCAGUCAGCUGCCCCUGAAGGUCGUGGAGAUGUACAACAUCGAUGAGGGCAAGUGGAAGAGGAGGAGCGUGCUGCGCGAGGCCGCCAUGGGCAUUUCUGUCACUGCCAAAGAUUGCCGAGUGUACGCGGCAGGCGGGAUGGGCCUAGACCUCCGUCCGCACAACCACCUCCAGCACUAUGACAUGCUCAAGGACAUGUGGGUUUCACUAGCACCCAUGCCCACCCCGAGAUAUGCUGCCACCUCCUUCCUCCAAGGCUCCAAGAUCUAUGUGCUGGGGGGACGACAGUCCAAGUAUGCAGUCAAUGCCUUUGAGGUCUUUGACAUCGAGACUCGCUCCUGGACCAAGUUCCCCAACAUUCCCUGCAAGCGGGCCUUCUCCAGCUUUGUGACCCUGGAUGACCGCCUCUACAGCCUGGGGGGUCUGAGGCAGGGUCGGCUCUACCGGCAGCCCAAGUUCCUCCGGACCAUGGACGUGUUCGACAUGGAACAGGGGGGCUGGCUGAAGAUGGAACGCUCGUUCUUCCUCAAGAAGCGGCGGGCAGACUUUGUGGCCGGCUCUCUGAGUGGACGGGUCAUAGUGGCUGGAGGACUCGGGAACCAACCCACGGUCCUGGAGACGGCAGAGGCGUUCCACCCCGGGAAGAACAAGUGGGAGGUCCUCCCCACCAUGCCCACGCCCCGCUGUGCCUGCUCCAGCAUAGUUGUCAAGAACUGCCUCCUGGCUGUGGGGGGCGUCAACCAGGGUCUGAGCGCCGCGGUGGAAGCGCUGUGUGUCUCUGACUCCUAGGUGUCCCUGGGCCCAGCACCUUUGCCCCGGGCCAGAUCACUCCACUCUUGGGCAGUUUGGGUGACUUCCCAGGAUGCUAGGUCCUGUCAGCAGCUAGUGGGCUCAGGCCCUGGGGCUCUGAGGGACCUCCCUCCACCUCCAAACUGUACCAAUCCCAGGAGACGGUAAGAAGACGCGUUGACUCCGCCAGCCUCCAGCUGGAGCCCAGCAGAGCUCUGAGGAGACUCCUCCCUUAGUGCUCAGGCAGAGGAAGGCCCAGGAGUACCUGCUACCUCCCCUUCCAGUGAGCUCUGCCCACCACCACCACCACCACCACCCCCACCCCCGGCGUCCGGGGCAGGAGGUGGGUAGAGCAGAAGACAACGGCUACCAUUAUGAGGAUGGGGAGGAUUGGGAUGGAAAAUGGCGAAGGGCUGCAAGGAGUCCCAAACCCCUCUUCUCUCCCGUGGUCCGCAUCCUUCCCCCAUUUGGCGGUCAACCUCGGGCCUGCCCUAGCCCUCAUCUGCUCGGCGAGAAGUGACCUUGGAACAGGGGCCGCUGGGUUGGAAGGGAAGCCAGGUUCGGCUUCCCCGCUCCUCUCCUCACUCACUUAGUCCUUCUGCCACCCCUCCCUGGCCCUUUCGUCCCCGGCGACCCCGGAGUGUUUCUGUGCAAAACCUCACAUACACCGGGGCAUCAAAGUCCACGAAGGCUGGAUUCGUGGCACUCGGGUUAACAGGAGCAGCACAACGAUUAAAAUCUAUAUUCCUAUCCUCUCGGGCAGCUGGUGCAGGGGCAGGGUGGAC
This is a messenger RNA of Mirounga angustirostris (Northern elephant seal), 2399 nucleotides long. RefSeq names its product kelch domain containing 8A (gene KLHDC8A). Gene Ontology annotation, molecular function: protein binding. Bases 562 to 1614 code for a protein of 350 amino acids. The transcript is spliced from 6 exons. The record is from RefSeq and is a predicted model, not a curated record. Lineage: Eukaryota; Metazoa; Chordata; Mammalia; Carnivora; Phocidae.